AUUUUCAAACCUCUGCCACUCCUCUCGCAGAUGUAUCGUAUAGUGAAAUGAAGAACAACACCACUCAAUCUCUCCUCCUCCUUCUCUUCUUCUUCUUCUCCGUCACCGAAAUCUCUCAUUCUCUUUCGAUCUCAUCCAAUGCUCGUCUCUCCGACACCGAAGUCAGAUUCAUCCAACGCCGUCAACUUCUCUACUACCGCGACGAGUUCGGUGACCGCGGUGAGAAAGUAACCGUAGAUCCAUCACUAAUCUUCGAGAAUCCACGACUUCGAAGUGCUUACAUAGCUCUUCAAGCUUGGAAACAAGCUAUUCUCUCUGAUCCUAAUAAUAUCACUGUUAAUUGGAUCGGAUCCAAUGUCUGUAACUACACCGGAGUUUUCUGUUCACGAGCUCUUGAUAACCGGAAGAUCCGUACCGUCGCUGGAAUCGAUCUCAAUCACGCCGAUAUCGCUGGGUAUUUACCUGAAGAGCUUGGUUUGUUAACAGAUCUAGCUUUGUUUCAUGUUAAUUCGAAUCGAUUUUGUGGAACUGUUCCUCAUAAGUUCAAGCAGCUUAAGCUUUUGUUCGAGCUUGAUCUUAGUAACAAUCGAUUCGCCGGAAAGUUUCCGACGGUGGUUCUUCAUUUGCCGUCGUUGAAGUUCUUAGAUCUCCGGUUUAAUGAGUUUGAAGGAACUGUACCGAAAGAGCUUUUUAGUAAACAUCUAGAUGCGAUUUUCAUUAACCAUAACCGGUUCCGGUUUGAGUUACCGGAUAAUUUCGGUGAUUCUCCGGUUUCGGUUAUUGUUCUUGCGAAUAAUCAUUUCCAUGGUUGUAUUCCGACGAGUUUGGUGGAGAUGAAGAAUCUUAAUGAGAUUAUUUUCAUGAAUAAUGGUUUGAAUUCUUGUUUACCGGCGGAUAUCGGAAGGUUGAAGAACGUGACGGUGUUUGAUGUUAGUUUUAAUGAGCUUGUUGGUCCGUUGCCGGAGAGUGUUGGUGGUAUGGUGGCGGUUGAGCAGUUGAAUGUGGCUCAUAAUUUGUUGUCUGGGAAGAUUCCGGCGAGUAUUUGUCAGCUUCCGAAGCUUGAGAAUUUCACUUAUAGUUAUAAUUUCUUUACUGGUGAAGCUCCUGUGUGUUUGAGGUUGCCUGAGUUUGAUGAUCGGAGAAAUUGUUUGCCUGGAAGACCUGCUCAGAGAUCUUCACGGCAAUGUUCAGCUUUCUUGUCACGCCCGCCGGUGGAUUGUGGAUCUUUUGGUUGUGGUCGUUCUGUUAAACCGUCUCCUCCUAUUGUAGCAUUACCGCCGCCUCCUCCGCCAUCUCCGCCGUUACCUCCAACUGUCUACUCUCCUCCGCCGUCACCUCCUGUCUUUUCUCCUCCGCCAUCACCUCCUGUAUACUCUCCUCCACCGCCGCCCCCUGUCUACUCUCCUCCCCCACCACCGCCACCGCCGCCUCCUCCUCCACCAGUCUACUCUCCUCCUCCGCCGCCUCCUCCACCACCGCCGCCUCCACCAGUCUACUCUCCACCUCCUCCACCACCACCGCCGCCUCCACCACCACCAGUUUAUUCUCCACCUCCACCACCACCGCCGCCUCCCCCACCACCACCAGUUCCCCCACCACCACCAGUUUAUUCUCCACCUCCACCUCCGCCUCCACCACCACCAGUCUACUCUCCCCCUCCUCCACCACCACCACCGCCACCGCCAGUCUAUUCUCCUCCUCCGCCACCUCCUCCACCGCCACCAGUCUACUCAUCCCCUCCACCACCACCGCCAGUACAUCCAUCUCCACCACCACCAGCUCCAAUUUAUUGCGUCCGUCCUCCACCACCGCCGUGUCCCUCACCUCCCCCACCACCACACUACUCACCUCCACCGCCGCCACAUUACUCUUCUCCACCACCGCCACAUCACUCACCUCCUCCACCUUACUACUACAGCUCACCACCACCACCACAUCACUCACCGCCUCCACCUUACCACUACAGCUCGCCACCACCACCACAUCACUCACCGCCUCCACCUUACCACUACAACUCACCACCACCACCGCAUCACUCACCGCCUCCACCUUACCACUACAGCUCACCACCUCCACCACAUCACUCACCGCCUCCACCAACUUAUACAUACUCAUCCCCACCUCCACCGCAUCACUCACCACCGCCUCCACAUUAUUCCCCUCCUCCCCCACCUCCUUGUAUCGAACCACCUCCACCUCCUCCUUGCAUAGAAUACUCUCCUCCUCCUCCACCUUCAUUCCAUUACAGUUCUCCGCCGCCACCGCCAGUCCAUUACAGUUCUCCGCCGCCACCGCCAGUUCAUCACAGCUCUCCACCACCUCCAUCACCUGAAUUUGAAGGGCCAUUACCGCCGGUUAUCGGAGUAUCCUAUGCUUCUCCACCACCACCACCCUUCUAUUAAUUCUUUCAGAGGUAAACCCCAAAUAUCAAAACGAUGUCGUUUCCAUUACUUAAAAAAGAUUGAAAAUUCAG
Arabidopsis arenosa is the source of this 2473-nucleotide messenger RNA. NCBI's taxonomy places the organism in Eukaryota, Viridiplantae, Streptophyta, Magnoliopsida, Brassicales, Brassicaceae. The record is from the annotation of a GenBank genome assembly.